This is a messenger RNA of Manihot esculenta (cassava), 2295 nucleotides long. RefSeq names its product CSC1-like protein At3g54510. The record is from RefSeq and is a predicted model, not a curated record. Gene Ontology annotation, cellular component: plasma membrane. Gene Ontology annotation, molecular function: calcium-activated cation channel activity. NCBI's taxonomy places the organism in Eukaryota, Viridiplantae, Streptophyta, Magnoliopsida, Malpighiales, Euphorbiaceae. The transcript is spliced from 10 exons.
AGAACCGCAGUGACUAUGAAGCCCGAGAGCCUUAUAGCAUCGGCAGCCAUCAACUUUGGGCUAGCUUUCAUAGUUCUCUCACUAUUCUCCAUCUUCAAGAAGCAGCCUUCAAAUGCUCCCAUAUACUACGCCCGUCGUCUAUCUAAACGACACCACAUUCCUUUUUAUCACUCUUUCACUUUCUCUCGCUUCAUCCCUUCCGUUUCUUGGAUUCGUCGCGCCUUUCGUGUUACUGAAGAUCAAAUCCUCCAAAUCGGUGGUCUUGACGCUCUCAUCAUAAUCAGACUCUUUAAGUUCGGCAUUAAUUUCUUUGGGGUUUGCUCGGUUAUUGGAUUGGUGAUACUUCUCCCUGUUAAUUAUGGUGGCCAAGAUGAACCAUCAAGGGUCUCCCUUUCCAUGGAUUCUUUUACCAUAUCUAAUGUCAUUAGAGGUUCCAACAGGCUUUGGGUGCAUUUUAUAUGCUUGUGCUUUGUAUCUUUCUAUGGACUUUACCUUUUGUAUAAGGAAUAUGAUGCAAUUUUGAUUCAAAGGAUCCAACGACUUCAGGACUUAAGACAUCGACCUGAUCAAUUUACUGUUCUAGUGCGGCAAAUUCCAUUAUGUGUUUAGCACAAGGAUUAUGACUGUUCUGUUGAUCACUUCUUCUCUAAGUUUUACCCUGAAAGUUAUCAUUCCCAUCAAAUGUUAUAUGAUGGAAGAGAGAUUGAAAAUCGUCUGAAACAGGGCAAAAAUAUUACAAAGAAGAUUGAGGAAUUCCGAGGGAGGUCCACAGUCAAGAAGCAUGGGAAAGAAUGCUUACUCAAUGACUCAACAGGAGAGGGUUUUCUGAAAAUUACCCUGCUUGAGGAAAAGGUUCAAGAAACUUCUCAUGAGAUUCGCCGGCUACAGGGUGAAGAUAUGCUGAAAGAAAAGGAGUUGCCUGUUGCCUUUGCCACUUUCAAGUCCCGAUGUGGUGCUGCAUUAGCUGCCCAAUCUCAGCAGCACCCGCAUCCACUUAUAAUGAUCACUGAAAUGGCUCCAGAACCAAGGGAUGUCUCGUGGAGGAGUCUGGCAAUUAUGCAUAAAUUUUUGCCGCUUUACAAAAUUGGAAUCAUUGUUUUAGCUGCACUCCUUACAAUUUUCUUCGCAGUCCCAGUCACAGCUGUUCAAGGAAUAGCUAAAUUUGAGAAGUUGAAGAAAUGGUUCCCUCCAGCCAUGGCCAUAGAGCUAAUACCAGGGGUAAGCUCCAUCCUGACAGGUUAUCUUCCAAGUGCUUUUCUGAGAGGAUUCUUAUAUAUCGUUCCCUUUACGAUACUUGGCAUGUCUCAAAUAGGUGGGUCCAUCUCGAAGAGCAAGGCAGAGAUAAAAGCUUGCAAUAUGGUUUUCUGUUUUCUAGUGGGAAAUGUGUUCUUUUUGAGCCUGAUAUCAGGGUCUUUACUUGAUGAAAUUGGAGAAUCUGUCUCUCAUCCUAAGAACUAUCCCAGUCAUCUUGCUAGUGCCGUCUCUGCCCAAGCUGAUUUCUUUAUGACAUACAUCUUGACAGGUGGGCUAUCAGGAUUUUCUUUGGAGAUCCUUCAGCCUGGCAUGUUCUUAUUGGAUUCUAUACUUUUACAUAUAUGUGGCCGAGGGAAGGAUGAAAAUCCUUAUCUUUUUUCACUACCCUACUUUAGAAUCAUCCCUUCAGUCUCCCUAUCAAUACUGAUAGGCAUGGUAUAUGCAGUUGUAUCGCCAUUGCUGCUACCAUUGCUUGUUGGCUACUUCUGUCUAGGCUACAUAGUUUAUGUCAACCAGAUUGAAGAUGUAUAUGAAAGUGUUUACGAGACAUGUGGACGGUACUGGCCAUACAUUCAUCACUAUAUAUUCAUCGCGAUCAUCCUUAUGCAAAUUACAAUGAUUGGCCUAUUUGGACUGAAGUCAAAACCAGCUGCUUCCAUAGCAACAAUUCCUCUUUUAUUGAUGACUAUAGCAUUCAAUGAGUACUGCAAGAUCCGUUUUCUUCCAACGUUUUGCCGUUUCACUAUUCAGGAUGCUGGUAAACAUGAUGAGCUAGAUCAGAAGAAUGGUCAGCUGGAAGUGAAUUAUGAGCAGGCCAGCAAUGCGUACCGGCAGCCUAGUUUACAGCCGGUAAACUGGACAGCAUCUGACUCCAGCUUCACCCUGCCAUUAGUUUCUCCAUUAUAAUUUUAAUCUGGAGUAUCUCUGCUAUCCAUUCUCUUCUUUUCCCUCGAUUUCUUUUUUCUAUUUUUUGGUUUCAGUUCUCCUCCUUGUGUACAUUUUCAUUUUUCUAAUUUUUAAAGCUUCUUAUAGUUUGUGGAA